Messenger RNA from Microthlaspi erraticum, 2466 nucleotides. The record is from the annotation of a GenBank genome assembly. Lineage: Eukaryota; Viridiplantae; Streptophyta; Magnoliopsida; Brassicales; Brassicaceae.
AUGGAUCCGUCUGAUCGAAAAGGGAAGAGAAUUGUUACUGAUGGUUUCGACGAGAAGCUAUCGUCGUUUAAGCGCCAGACGCAGUCUUCGUGUCCCGCGGAGAGGCUUCUCGACGGAGCUAUCCGGUUGGGGAGAGCAGAGGAAAUGCGGCGGAAGGCGGCGGAGGAUUCUGCUGCGGCCGCAGCGGAGGCGGAGAGAAUAGCCGAUGAGGCCGAUAGGCUGGAGGCAGAAAGAGUCGCGGAUGAAGGCGACUGGCGAGAGGCCGCAGAGAGAUUGGCCGGAGGAGAGGCGGAGAGAGCGGAUUCCGACUCGGAAAGCAAUUCUGGGUAUCGCGACGAGCUCCGCCCUGAUGAUCCCGACGCCACUUCAGAUAUAGACGAGGGGGAUCGUUCGAACCGAGCCCGGCUCCCUGGCAUCCUGGAUCUGAUUGAGAUGCCGAGCCGAACUCCGCCGUCUCAUCUUACUGAUGACGGAAGGUCUUGGAUGACCGUGGAGAUCUUGAGAGACCUUCGCGAGAGGGUUCAGUUUCAAGAGGACGUAGAAUUCCGCCUCCCGCGAAUGCUCGAUCGGCCUUACACCGUUCUGGAAGGAUGGAUGUGUGUCUAUGAGUGCAUGUUCACCGAGUUCGGAAUGAACUUCCCUCUUCCCGCAAUGCUGCUGCGGUUUGCCGCGGAACGCAACGUUCCGGUGAGUCAGCUGACUCACGGCGUCAUCCGCCAUCUCGUCUUUACUGAGGCCCUGGCUAGAGCUCCCGAGGUCGCCUUCGAUCGGUUGUUGUUUGAGCACGUCACCGAUCUCCGUACCGGAACCGCGGAGGAAGCGGGUUUCCGGCGAUUCCACACCACCAUAAGACACGGGAUUGUCUUUGGACCGUUGACGCGGAAAAAGCCGUCCACUUCUCUCCGGUACAAAUUCACGCUCCUCCGGGACCUCAGUCGCAAGCUUUGGCCCGAAGUGGUAGCGAACCUCGAUAAGAAAAAGAGGGAAAGAAAAGAGAGAAAGGAAGGGGGAAGCAAGCCUGCGUGCGCUUCUGACGCUUUGGGCUUGAAGAGAAGGGCCCCUAUAGCCGUCGAUGACGCUGUGAUCACGUCAAGACCGGCAGAGAAAAAAAAGAGGAUUGAGUCCCCGCGGCUGAGGGAUUCUUCUCCAUCGGUUCCUCCUCAGGUAGCCUCCGUUGCGUCAAGGACGAAGGCCGCGUCUGCUGCGAGGCGCGUCACAAGGGACUCGUCUUCUGAGGCUGAGAAGACGCCGGAUCCGGUGAUCGAGCUUGUGUCCUCCCCGUUUGCUGACGGAGAUGGUGGAGCUCCUGAGCGCUGGGAGGGUGCAUCCAGUUGUGGCAAAGAGGCGUCUCGUCGUGUCGACGAUAUGCGGAUGGUGCCAGAGGAGGGGGGUCCGUCUCGACCCCCUGGUGAUGGAGCCGACGAAGAAGGGGAGCCUCGUCCUGUUGAGUUGAGCGGCUCUAGUGCUGAUCCUGCUCCUCAUGGUGGAGAUAGUCCGCCGGGACCGAGGAUUGACGAGACUCGUCAGAAUCCUCACUCUGUGGCAGUGACCUGGGCCGGCCCGUGCCCUUUAAUGGACGAUGCCGAGGCAAGCGGAGGUUAUGUUUUUGCCUCCAAGGUUCAUCCCACCUGGGGGCUCAUGCGUCAGGGUCUUCGGUACAAAGACGACUAUAACGAGGCGGCUCGGGACCUGGUCAGGGCUAGCGGGAAAUUCACCGCGCUUUUGCUGAAGUAUGAGCAGGAUCUCGGGUCUGCCGAGGGUGACGCUGAGAUGGCGCGCCGGGAGAUGGAGAGGAUGCGAGAGUCCGACAAGAUGGUUGCCGACAUGCGACUCGAGAAGCACGCUCUUGAAGACAAGUUCGCGAUGCUGAGCGAUGAAGUCACGAGGGCCCGCGAUCUCCAGGAUGUCGCAAAGAGGCUUAGGGCGGAAGUCUCCGGUCUGCGGGGUGAGAAGCUCGUUCUCGUAGGUAAGGUCGACGAGCUGAAGGGCGAUCACGCGAAGGCCCUUCAUCUUCAGGAGGCCGUGGAGGAGCUCCGGGCAGAGGUCGGGCGUCUUGAGGAGAGAUCUCGCCAGGACGCAAAGAUUGCUGCGGUGGAGGCGGAUCGCCUUCGCCAGUCGCGCCGGGAAUGGGCGGAUGUUGCCGUUACACAAGCUAACAAUGCUGCGGUCGACUGGUAUACGCCUCGGCUCCGUCAUCUCGCGGAUUAUGUGGCGCAAAGGGAGGUGGACGAAGCUUUGCUAAACUAUGUGCGGAAGAUCAGGGAUACUGAUCAAGAUUUCGACGAGUCCAUCGAGGAGAUCAUCGUGGGAUCGGAUGAUUUCGAGAACGCGCCAAGCCUGCCCUUUGCGGAGUUGAUGCUGCCGGGGUCUCCUUCUCGUCACGAUGCGGGCUUUUCUUUGGAUCCGUCAAGUGCUGCGAAGACGGCGGGGCCGUCAGAUGCGGGGACUAAGUCACCUGAAUUUUAA